Molecule: messenger RNA, 2654 nt
Organism: Corapipo altera (White-ruffed manakin)
Lineage: Eukaryota; Metazoa; Chordata; Aves; Passeriformes; Pipridae
Gene: PREPL
Product: prolyl endopeptidase like
Biological process (GO): proteolysis
Cellular component (GO): Golgi apparatus; cytoskeleton
Molecular function (GO): serine-type endopeptidase activity
Source: RefSeq, a predicted model, not a curated record
UGCUGAGGGACCCUCUGGAGAGAGAGCGUGGGUUUGGUGUUGGAUGGUGGGGGAGCGGGGGGGUUCGACUUCUGCAAACUCUCCCAGAGUUUUGUUCUUCAGUGUUUGAAGGUGUGUAGUUGCACUUUUCAUUCUCCUCAUAGUUUCACUGGAGUUAAACUUGAGCCGCCAGGAACGUGCUGGUUAAACUGCAGGUACCAGUUGAUAAGAAACAGCCAAACUUUUACUGUGUCUUCUCAUAUGAUUUACCUAAUGAAUCAAUAUAAUUUCUGUGAGAGAGGAAGUUUUACCUGCAGUUUAUGUUACGGUUUUUUCACACACAGUGUAAAUGGUCUGCAGUUCGGGAUUUUCAGAAAUUUCAGGUUGGCUAUCAAGAAAUGAAGGUUAUGAUGUCCUGUGUUGGACUGCGAAAUCUUCUCCAAGGCUGAGCUUCAGUGUCAAGUACUACUCUAGCAUUAACCGUUUUCAAACAACAUGUCCCUGUAGUAAAAUUAAAGCAAAAAAAUGCCACAUCCUGAACCGUUCAGGGUGUACAUGCACACACAGGACCGCACCAUCUGGAAGCAUCCUGCCGUGGAGAUUCUUUUCCUGCAAGGAAGGAACAAGAAUCUCCUCCAAAAGGAAGCGAAAUACAUCCGUAGUAACAUCAGAGCUUUUGCACAAGAAUCUUCUGAAAUCAGAGCAGGAAAACUGGAAUGACAUUUCACCAAUAUACAAACCCAUGACAAAGAGAAUCAAAGAAAAACUAGAAGAAUUUCACAACAAGUACACAUUCAAUUCAGAAAGCCCAAGGAUGAGGUUUGGAGAGAAUGUGUACUUUGAAGAGAACGGCUGCAUAUUUCUUUCAAAAGCAGAUGAUGAUGAAGGAAAUGUUGACAUUUUAUUCAGUACUGAUGAUCUUGGCUUUUCUGAUGCCUUUAUUCAACGAAUCAGAAUUUCACCAGAUCAGACAUACAUGGCCAUCAGCUUAAAAAGUGAAAGUUCUGAAGAAGCAACCUGCGUUAUUCUGAAACUUGGUCAUUUUCCUGUUGUGAAAAAAGUAAUUCCAAGUGUAUUUAGCUUUGAAUGGGCUGCAAAUGAUGUUCUGUAUUACACAACUCAGAAGAACCUUAAAUGCCAGAAUGUGUUUAUGACCACUUUCACUUAUCAGAAACAUACUAAGUUAGUUUAUACAGAACAAAAUGCAAGAUUCUUUGUAGACAUUUAUCUCACAAAAGACAGGCGUUUUCUCACUAUCAACAGCAACAGCAAGACAACCUCAGAAGUUUGGCUGGUUGACUGCAGAAAUCCUUUUGCAUUACCUGCACUUGUACAAGCACGAACAAAAGGGGUCAUUUACCACAUCGAGCAUAGAAAUGAUGAGUUAUAUAUUCUUACUACAUAUGGAGAACCUGCAGAAUAUAAGUUGAUGAAGGCACCGGUAGCUUCCAGCGGCAAGGAGAACUGGCAGUUAGUUUAUGCACUGGAAAAGAAAACAAAGCUAGUAGACUUUGAGAUGUUCAGUGAUGACUGUAUUAUGUUCCUGAAGAACGCUGGUCAUCUUUACCUAAAUGUGAUUUCUUUUGUUUCACACUCGGUUCAGUCAAUAAAGCUACCUACGUGGGCCUGUGAAUUUGAAUUGGAAUAUCAUCCUGAACAUACCACCAGCACUUGCUAUUUUCAGCUGUCCUCCCCAGUACACCCCCCUAAACGUUUUGCAUAUUCAUUUAAAGAAAAUAAUCUCAUUGAACAAGCUGUGCAAGAGGUACCAAUUAUUACGAAUUGUCACACUACACGUUUACUAGCUAAAAGCAAGGAUGAAACUUUGGUGCCAAUUACAGUUUUUCAUAAUAUGAAUUCUGAAGAGCUACACAGGAAACCACUUCUAGUUCAUGUAUAUGGAGCUUAUGGCAUAGAUUUGAACAUGAGCUUUAAAGAAGAGAAGCUGAUGUUAAUUGAAGAGGGUUGGAUAUUAGCAUAUUGCCAUGUUAGGGGUGGAGGAGAGCUAGGCCUUAGCUGGCACAAAGAUGGAUGUCAGCAUAAUAAACUCAAAGGUCUCCAGGACCUUAAGGCUUGCAUCAUGCUGCUGCACGAACUGGGGUUUUCUCAGCCAAAACACACAGCACUGGCAGCUGCCAGUGCUGGAGGAGUUCUUGCAGGAGCCCUGUGCAACACUGAUCCAGAACUGAUCAGAGCCAUGGUUUUACAGGCUCCUUUUGUAGAUGUUCUAAAUACAAUGAUGAAAACUCAUCUCCCACUGACAACUGAGGAACAAGAAGAAUGGGGAAAUCCAUUAGAAGAUGAAAAAUGUAUGAAGUAUAUCAAAAGCUAUUGUCCAUACCAGAAUAUUAAGCCACAGCGUUAUCCUUCAGUUUUUAUCACGGCAUAUGAAAAUGAUCAACGGAUACCAUUAACAGGAGUCUUACGAUAUGUUCAGAAACUUAGGAAGGCUGCACUAGAUCAUGCCAGCAGAACAAGUAAGAAAGGAAAUUGGAUUCCUAAUAUCAUCUUAGAUGUCCAGGCAAAUGGCAGCCAUUGUGAUUCAUCUUGGGAGCAUUCAGUGAGUGAGGUCGCAAGACACCUUGCUUUUCUGAAUAAAGAACUUGAGGAAGUAUGCCAUCUCCAACAUCCUAGCAAAUCCUGCAGAUAGCUAAUAAACACAAUGACCACGUGAA